Sungouiella intermedia is the source of this 234-nucleotide messenger RNA. The record is from the annotation of a GenBank genome assembly. NCBI's taxonomy places the organism in Eukaryota, Fungi, Ascomycota, Pichiomycetes, Serinales, Metschnikowiaceae.
AUGCAAUUCUCUACCGUCGCUAUCGUCGCUGCCGCUGUCGCCUCCGUUUCUGCUUUGAACGUCACCACUGAGACCGAUGUCUCCUCCACUUUGGUUACCAUCACCUCUUGUGGCCCAGAGGUCACUAACUGUCCUUUGACCAAGGCCAACGUCUCCACUUGGGAGGGUGCUGCUAACAAGCAGUUCGCUGCUGGUGCCGUUGCUUUGGCUGCUGGUGCUUUGUUGGCUUUGUAA